CACGGGGAGAUGUAAUUAAUCCUCCAAAACACACAAACAAUAUACUCAUUAAGCAAAUAAUGAAGUUUAUUUAUUCACUUAUCAUUUCCUUCCUCCUUUUUGCUUUCAUCACCACCAAUCUUCCACUAGCUUUCUCAUAUGAUGAUGGUAGAUACAUAAUGGACUCAGAUAUGUGGCCCGUUCAUCCUGACGGUCAUUACGCCUUGAUACCAUCGUUUAUGGGCAUCAAUAUUGGAAGAGUAUAUCUAGGAAAAACUGGUGAUUCAACAUGUCCGGUUACUGUCUUAGAACAAGAUUUUACUAGUGAAAGAGGUAUACCAUUGAAAUUCAGCGUACCAGGAGACCCUUAUUAUGGUGAAAUUUUUACAGGUAAACCAGUUGAUAUCGAGUUCGUUAGGAAGCCUGAUUGUGUUGAAUCUUCAAAAUGGUUGAUAUUUGUUGAUAAUGUUAUUCAAAAAUCUUGUGUUGGUAUUGGUGGUCCAGAAAACUAUCCUGGUAUGCAAAUAUUGAAUGGUACGUUUCUUAUUCGGAGAAAUGGUGGUGGAGUUCGAUAUAUUUAUAAGUUUGUGUUUUGUGUUAAUGGAUCUACUACUAAUUGUUCGGAUAUUGGGUAUUAUAAGAUUGGUGAGAUGGGAGGACGAUUGAUUUUGAAUGCCAAACAAGCUUCUAGUUUUUUGUUUGUUGAGAAUUAUUCUUAUAAAGAUAAAGAUGGAAUUAUUAAGUCCGUUGCUUAAAUAUCGACUUUGCUAUCUAACUUGAUUAUGCAAGAUUUGGUCCUUUUCUAGUUUUGAUGAAUAUUGUACUUUUCCAAUGCAAGCUUUAAGUUGUAUUAAGUUUUUUUUUUUUUUUGAGAGGUUAAGUUGUAUUAAGUUGAAUAAAUAUAUUGUUGUUGUUGUUCA
Molecule: messenger RNA, 899 nt
Organism: Medicago truncatula (barrel medic)
Lineage: Eukaryota; Viridiplantae; Streptophyta; Magnoliopsida; Fabales; Fabaceae
Product: kunitz-type trypsin inhibitor-like 2 protein
Exons: 1
Coding region: 60-734 (224 amino acids)
Molecular function (GO): endopeptidase inhibitor activity
Source: RefSeq, a predicted model, not a curated record